AUGAGUAGUAUUCGAGAAAAUAAUGACGAUGGCCGAAAGCUGUUUGGCGGAUACAAAAUAACACCAUCUUAUUGCAAGGCGAGUCGAGCAGCGAAAUAUAAUAGAGGAAACACGAUUUGCAUGUUUAACCAUGAAUGCGUGCAAAGAGGGGGAGAAGUUGUCGGUGCUUGCAUGGAUGGGUUCUUAUUCGGGGCCUGCUGUCAAUUACCUUUAGACAGUCAAUCACAUUUUCCAAAGGGUCCAGGAGUUGUAAUGACCAGUUACUUAGAUUAUCCUGAAGCUGAAACAGAAACUGAAGAUUAUGAUGAGCAGCUUAGUGCUUGGCAUAAUAGUUUUAAGCCAGUUGUUACUCCAGGAUAUAGACCAAGUCAAGUUUUAUCGUCAACUAUGAAAUCAGAUGAUCUAAGUACUGAAAGUCACCAAGCUGAAAUUAUCUCAGAAGGCCUGAAUCAAAUAACAAACACUUUAUUAAGUACUCCACCUAAAGAUAAUAAUUAUGUUUUUAUAAAACCAGAAAGUGUCUAUACUCAUAGUACAAUAAAUCAUGCAGUUGCUGAAACUAUACUCUUCCAUAGAAAUGGUUCAGAAGCUAAUGAUAUAGUAAGACCUUCCGACUUUAAUGUACACAUAUCUUCUAUGCAAACGAAACCUACUGUUCCUCCCAGUUCUACAACAGUCCAACCUCCAUCUAUCAUUGUAUCAACUCACCGCCCUAUAUAUAAACCAGUGUUCAGGCCAAAACCAGUAAACAAAACUACUACCAAACAGCCUACUACUGAAAAUUAUGUUAUGGUUUCAACUGUUACAAAAGAUAAGACACCAGAAUUAACAUCAAUAGACAGUAUAAUACAAAUGCUAAAUGAAAGUACUCCAAGUAUGAAAGAAGAGAUAACUCCAUCUUCUAUGGAUGUUAUGGAAACUAAAUCUUCACCAACUCCGUCUACAGUUUCCCCAGUUUCAUAUAGCAGUAGCUAUCCAAGUUAUUAUAUAUCUACUGGACAUUACGUUACACUAAAACCAUCUACAUUCUCUGGUAGUACAUCAUCAUACGGCACAUCAUCUUAUAGUACUAAUGAUUCUACUAAAAAACCUCUUACGACAAUUAAACCAUAUUAUAGUAGUAUUUAUACUACUUCUAAUAGUAUACCUUACGAUCAAAGACCAAUCAAACCCUCUUAUUCAUCUCCCAAACCUAGUCAAUCUACUAGUCAAGAUAUUGAAGCUUUCAAUAGAUACCCUACAAAUCCAGAUAAUUUUGGAGAUUCAAUUACUACAUUCAGCUAUGUGAGCUCAACAACAACUACAAAACCAAGUACGACCACAAAGCGACCGCCAUCUACAAGUUACGUAACCGGAGGACCUGGACCAUUAAGGCGACCUAUAUCUCCACCACCAUCUUCAAGCUAUCCAUCAACAUAUGAUCCUGAUACUUUUUCAAGUGUAACUCCAACAGUUAUUGUACUUAAUGGCCUCAGUAAACCAGAAACGUCUUCAGAAGAAACACAAUUUGUUGAAAUAUCUCAAGAACCUUUCAAAAAACCUAUAAAUCAAAUAACUGUGAAUAAUCACAUUGAAUCAACAAAUAAUAUUUUUGUGGGAAAACCGCCGAAUAAGUUUGAAAAACCCAAACCAAAACCAUCAACCCAGCCACCAAAGGAACGGCCUUCCUCACCUACAGUUGUUAUUACUCCAAAGCCAUCACCCACUACACCUUACCCUGUUAAAAUUUCAUCUGCCAGACCAGUGUUCUCUUCAACUUCAACAUUGACUACCUCUAAUUUAGAUGUUACAGAUGUUCCUUCAGAAAUACAAACUUCAUCAGAUGAUUUAAUUAAUUUCCCACCUGUAAGAAAUCCAAUGCUUAAUGCUACUGGCUCCAAUCCAAGUGUUUUUAAUACAAGCGUAGUUACAUUAUCUGAGAAUGAGUUAGAUAUCUAUCAUGAUGUAGAAUUUUCAACACCUUCAUGGCAAGAAGAUGAUAAACUCAACGAUAAAAUGAACUUAUUCGUUAGCAAAAUAGUUGGAAGUCUUCAAGGAACAUUCCAAGAAUUACAUGAUAUAGUUAUUCUAGACAAAAAACCAAAUGCAACUAUUAUUAGAGACAAACCAACUACUGCUAAGCCCCCGAAAAAGACUGUACCAACUAGGAAACCGACAACAAAAAAGCCCCUUAGAGCUACUACGACUACAAAAAAACCUUCGAAAACAACUAAAAGACCUGUUAAACUGACAACAUCUGCCAGAAGACCAACAACAACCACUCCUCCACCAACAACGAUUACAACAACAACAGCAUCAACAACAACUAAAAAACCGGUGACUACUACUAAGAAAACAAAACCCACGAAGAAAGUAACGACAACAACUGCAACAUCAACGGUUACAGAACAAAGCGAAGAAGUAACUACAGAAGGAUAUACAGAAAUAAAUUACAAUGAUAAAAAUUUGUGCGGAGUCCGUCCUCUAAUGAAAUCUGGACGUAUAGUAGGAGGUAAAAAUUCCAGACAUGGUGAAUGGCCGUGGCAAGUACUUGUCAGAGAAUCUACGUGGCUUGGCCUCUUGACUAAGAAUAAAUGUGGUGGAGUUCUGAUCACUAGUAGAUUUGUUACGACAGCAGCUCACUGUCAGCCUGGAUUCCUUGCAUCUUUGGUAGCAGUUUUCGGAGAAACCGAUAUAUCUAGUGACAUUGAACCGCGAAGACCAGUCUCUAGAAAUGUACGUCGAGUUAUUGUUCAUAGACAAUAUGAUGCUGCCACAUUUGAGAAUGAUCUCGCUUUAUUAGAAUUAGAUUCUCCAGUACAAUUUGAUGCUCAUAUUGUGCCAAUUUGUAUGCCGCCUGACGAAGCAGACUUCACUGGGCGAGUGGCGACAGUGACAGGUUGGGGUCGUCUCUCCUAUGAAGGAAAAGUACCUUCUGUGCUUCAAGAAGUUCAGGUUCCUGUUAUCGAGAAUAGCGUCUGUCAAGAAAUGUUCCACACUGCAGGUCAUGCAAAGAAAAUCCUCAACUCCUUUGUUUGUGCUGGUUAUGCUAACGGACAGAAGGACUCCUGUGAGGGUGAUAGCGGUGGUCCUUUAGUUUUACAAAGAGAUGAUGGCAAAUGGCAGCUUGUAGGUACAGUGUCACAUGGUAUUAGAUGUGCUGCGCCAUACCUGCCCGGCGUGUACAUGAGAGCAACAUAUUAUAAACCCUGGUUAAAAUCUAUUACAGGGGUGCAU
Brenthis ino (lesser marbled fritillary) is the source of this 3216-nucleotide messenger RNA. NCBI's taxonomy places the organism in Eukaryota, Metazoa, Arthropoda, Insecta, Lepidoptera, Nymphalidae. The record is from the annotation of a GenBank genome assembly.